CGCUUAACAAGCAAGAUCUUAUCUUAUCGGGGAUCGGCCCCGCCGGAGCUGCCGCGGCGUUUUCUACAGCGGGAGGUCGCUUCCCCGGACUUCAAGGCACCAUGUGCCUGCCGCCGAUAACGAUAGCGCUUGUUGGGCAAAUAGCCCGCCGUAACAAUUUUUGUCUCGCGGCCAAAUCCACCCGUCCCAGUCCCGCGACCAGCAGCGCUUGAGCCAGAACCAGACCACCACCCGAGUCCGAGUCCCCGCGGCGCGAAUCUCUAAAUCCCGUUUCCACGCCCCCGGCCGCCGUCAACCCUCCGACCCGACCCCCGAAACGAACCGUUCUCUCUCUCCUCCGACGUCCCCGCGGUUCGCCCACCACCACGCCUGAUUAACUUCACUGGCGACGACGACGGUCCAUCUACCUCAACAAACCUUAACCAAAACCGAGAUACCCAUCCCAUAAUUAUACCAACCCGCCAAACCGCCAAAAUGUCAUCAAAACUCCCCACCACCCUCCUUCGCCGCCCUUUCGCCCUCCCCUCCACCACCACAUACACCGCCUACUCGGCGUCUCGCCCAACAACCCAAACAUGCGCGCAACAACAAAUCCGUAACGCAACCUUCGUCCCCCGCCACCGCCGCCCCUACCAAUUCACCCAGCUGGUCCAGCUCUCGGACGGCAGCACCUUCACAGUGCGCACCACCAUGCCGACGGCGCUGUACAAGUCGGCCAAGGACAGCCGCAACCACCUGCUGUGGCAGCCCUCGGACAAGUCGCUCAAGAACGUCGAGCUGGACGAGGCCGGCAAGCUGGCCGCCUUCCGCGAGAGAUACGGUCGCGGGUGGGAUCUGGAUGCCAAGAUGACGCCUGAGGAGGAGGAGGCUGCUGCUGCUGCUUUGGCUGCUGGUGGCAAGGGCGCGAAGAAGGCUGCUGCGGAGGAGGCCCUCCUGGCUAAGAAGAAGGCGGCCGAAGAGGAGGCGGCUAAGAAGAAGGCUGCGGCUGAGGCCGAGGCUGAGGAGGUUGAUCCUUUCGAUUCUUUGACGGAUUUGAUCAGUGGGUAUGCGACGGAGAACAUGAACCCUGGGUUGAAUGUCAAGGAUACUCGUCCUAGGAGGAAGUAAACGGCGGGGGGUGAUAUGCUGGGAGAUGAUGGGUGAUGGGGUGUUCGUGGGGCGGUGUUGAGGUUAAUCUCAGACGCAAGACACUCGAAGAAACCCGAAAGAUGUCCACAGCAUCCUGGCCCGUCUGAGUGGGAAGUGUUUUACUUCCUAUUCCUUCUGACCCCUGAGAUAACUCCUCCACCUUGUAUCAUUAUAUCGACCGGUCCCCCGCGGAGGACGAGGAAGCUUGCCCGGUCAUUGCUGCUUGCUGUUGGAUGACUUCGGAGGGCAGUGUACCAUCAGAUUCCGCGCCAUGGUCGGCUCUAUCGGGAACGCGGGAAGGCAGAUCUGUACAUAUAGAGAUGGGAUGGGAUGAGGAAUGGAAAACACGUUUGUGGGGGCCAAUUAUAGAAAGUGUAUGGAUAAGAGGUUU
Molecule: messenger RNA, 1519 nt
Organism: Neurospora tetraspora
Lineage: Eukaryota; Fungi; Ascomycota; Sordariomycetes; Sordariales; Sordariaceae
Exons: 1
Coding region: 475-1107 (210 amino acids)
Biological process (GO): mitochondrial translation
Cellular component (GO): mitochondrial large ribosomal subunit
Molecular function (GO): structural constituent of ribosome
Source: RefSeq, a predicted model, not a curated record